Neltuma alba is the source of this 1560-nucleotide messenger RNA. RefSeq names its product double-stranded RNA-binding protein 4-like. Lineage: Eukaryota; Viridiplantae; Streptophyta; Magnoliopsida; Fabales; Fabaceae. The transcript is spliced from 5 exons. The record is from RefSeq and is a predicted model, not a curated record. The coding region runs from base 74 to 1246 and encodes 390 amino acids.
GUUUAGAACCCUAGUUGGCUCCCGCAUUCUCCCUCCAUCCUUCUGAAUUGCACUCUUACGCACUCACGCGCUCAUGGCUGCGCCGAGGCCCAUGAAUAUGCAGCAUCCGAGCUUUACAUUCAAAAUGCCCCAUUCAGCUCAGCCUUCUUCUUCACUUUCUUCAGCCCAGCGCGGGGCCCCGUUUCCUGCUCCGUCUUCUUCUGCACCUGGACCUUCUACAUCAGCUCAGCUCACUUCGCCUGGCCCUUCUAUUCCAGAACAUUUGAUGCACAAAAAUCGGUUACAAGAAUAUGCUCAAAGGGCAAACAUGCCACUACCCGUUUAUCAAACUGUCAAUGAAGGAGUUGCGCACGCCCCAAAGUUUAGGUCUACGGUGUGCGUUGAUGGAAAGUGCUAUACUUCUAAAGAUGUUUUUUCUGUCCGAAAAGCAGCUGAACAGGAUGCUGCCAAACUUGCAUAUGAGCAGAUAGUGUCAAAGAUUAAAGAUGAAGGGCUUCCUGAUAUUUUUGAGAAAACUAUGGUUUUCAAGUCCAUCUUGAAUGAAUUUGCUGCCAAGAUGAAUCUGGAUAAAGUUACAUAUCACACUGUUCAGCAGAAAGGAAAUCCUUUUUUUGUAUCAUCUUUGGUUUUCAAUGGUAAAUCCUACACUGGUGAUCCAGCUAGAACCAAAAAGGAGGCUGAGCAAUUGGCUGCACGAACUGCUAUUCUUUCAAAUCUAACUGAUUCUAGGUCCGGAAUACGUCUUUCGGAGGUAAUAAAGUCAAAAUUGAAGUUUUAUGCUGCAAUCAACAAUGUGAAGGGCUCACAACGUGCAAGUACUGUUUCACACAUAGCGAACUCAGGAUGUGUGUCUGUUAAUGCAGCUUCUGUGACAGUUAAUAAUAAUGAAAAUAGUAACAGAUUUGAAGUUACACUUCCUGAGUGCUCUUCUAGAGGGCUUCAACAAGAAUACUGGAUGUCAAAACUAGAAAAGUGCCCUGAAGACUCGAAACUUUCAAAUCUAUCUCAGCAAGCAGGUGAACCACAGCAUAUUGAUGAUAGUUCAAGUUUGAAGAAACGCAAAAAGAACAAGAAAAAGGCUAAUAAGAAGUCCCGUAUGGAUUCUGUGCUGCCAGCUGCUGCACUUCCGCUUAAUCAAGCCCCUCCUUUUGUUGCAUUGCCAUUUCCUGUCGGCCAUAAUCAAGCCCCUCCUUUUGUUGCAUUGCCAUUUCCUGUCAGCCAGCCUAGGUGUUCAGUGGCGCAAUAAAUUGGUGCAAUGAAGGAAUUUGUAUGGUAGUGGCGUAUUUUAGAGGUCUGUUAAAAAUAAAAGGGACGAUUUAUUACUUAUUAGGGAACUCAGUAGAUGUUAUCUGUAUAAAUCACCUUAAAUGCUUCCUGACUGUUGCUGCUGAAUUUCAGAGAUGUGGCCAUCCGUAAUCUUUUUGUUCGAUGUCCAUAUGCUGUUCCUAUGUGGUUUUCCCUUCUUUCCCUGUCCAUAAUGCAAUCAACUUGGGCCUUUUUCAAGGAAAACAAUAUGUCGUGGCAUGAUAGUUUAGAAAGUAUUGAUUGUCGUUUGUCAUG